Aureobasidium subglaciale EXF-2481 is the source of this 534-nucleotide messenger RNA. RefSeq lists its product as uncharacterized. The record is from RefSeq and is a predicted model, not a curated record. The transcript has 2 exons. Gene Ontology annotation, cellular component: mitochondrial inner membrane. Gene Ontology annotation, molecular function: pyruvate transmembrane transporter activity. Gene Ontology annotation, biological process: pyruvate import into mitochondria. The coding region runs from base 1 to 534 and encodes 177 amino acids. Lineage: Eukaryota; Fungi; Ascomycota; Dothideomycetes; Dothideales; Saccotheciaceae.
AUGUCAUUCAGAGCCGGUCUCCGUUUCUUCAAUGCCUUCCGCCAGGAGGCUGUCCGUACUGGCAAGCCCGUCGCCCAAAGACGCACCUAUCAGUCGGCCGCCGAGACCAAUGUCGACCCUCCACCAAACCAGUCUCGCUUCCAGCAAUUCUUCCACUCUCCCGUUGGCCCCAAGACGGUCCACUUCUGGGCUCCCAUCAUGAAGUGGGGUCUCGUCCUCGCUGGCGCUGCCGACUUUGCUCGUCCCGUCGAGUCUCUUUCCCUCUCUCAGAACAGCGCUCUUAUGGCUACUGGUCUGAUCUGGACCCGCUGGUGCUUUGUUAUUAAGCCUAGAAACCUUUUCCUUGCUUCCGUCAACUUCCUCCUUUUCUGCGUUGGCGCAACACAAACCUCGCGCAUUCUCCUCUGGCAACAAUCCCAAAAGGGUGACUCUCUCACCGACGAGCUCAAGAAGGCCGGCAAGCAGGAGGGUAAGGAGCUCGAGGCCAUUGCUAAGGACCCAAAGGGCGCAUUUGAGAAGGCCAAGAAGGUCUAA